Molecule: messenger RNA, 2165 nt
Organism: Pan troglodytes (chimpanzee)
Lineage: Eukaryota; Metazoa; Chordata; Mammalia; Primates; Hominidae
Gene: AGAP5
Product: ArfGAP with GTPase domain, ankyrin repeat and PH domain 5
Exons: 6
Coding region: 1-1842 (613 amino acids)
Biological process (GO): activation of GTPase activity
Molecular function (GO): GTPase activity; GTPase activator activity; protein binding
Source: RefSeq, a predicted model, not a curated record
AUGAGGCAGAGAAAGGUGAGUGGUGUCAUUGAGCAAACACGAAGUCGGGCUCAUCCAAGGAUGAGAUUUUGCCAGAGAAAGGACGAGCAGCAAGUCAGGGAGCUUAAGGUAAUUAUGGGAAAGAGCGUCUCUGCCCGGCCGCCCCGUCUGAGAAGUGAGGAGACCUUCCACCUGGCAACCGCCCCGUCUGAGAAGCAAGGAGCCCCACCGCCCGGCUGCCACCCCAUCUGGGAAGUGAGGAGCGUCUCCGCCCGGCAGCCACCCCGUCCGGGAGGGAGUGUGACCUUGGAGAUACCUCAUCAUAUUACACAAAGAGAUGCAGAUAGAUCUUUGAGCAAACCUGAUGAACAGUUACACUCAUUUGCGGUUUCCACUGUGCACAUUACGAAGAAAAGAAAUGGAGGUGGGAGUUUAAAUAACUAUUCCUCCUCCAUUCCAUCGACUCCCAGCACCAGCCAGGAGGACCUUCAGUUCAGUGUUCCUCCCACUGCCAACACACCCACGCCCGUUUGCAAGCGGUCCAUGCGCUGGUCCAACCUGUUUACAUCUGAGAAAGGGAGUGACCCAGACAAAGAGAGGAAAGCCCCGGAGAAUCACGCUGACACCAUCGGGAGCGGCAGAGCCAUCCCCAUUAAACAGGGCAUGCUCUUAAAGCGAAGUGGGAAAUGGCUGAAGACAUGGAAAAAGAAAUAUGUCACCCUGUGUUCCAAUGGCGUGCUCACCUAUUAUUCAAGCUUAGGUGAUUAUAUGAAGAAUAUUCAUAAAAAAGAGAUUGACCUUCGGACAUCUACCAUCAAAGUCCCAGGAAAGUGGCCAUCCCUAGCCACAUCGGCCUGCGCACCCAUCUCCAGCUCUAAAAGCAAUGGCCUAUCCAAGGACAUGGACACCGGGCUGGGUGACUCCAUAUGCUUCAGCCCCAGUAUCUCCAGCACCACCAGCCCCAAGCUCAACCCGCCCCCCUCUCCUCAUGCCAAUAAAAAGAAACACCUAAAGAAGAAAAGCACCAACAACUUUAUGAUUGUGUCUGCCACUGGCCAAACGUGGCACUUUGAAGCCACGACGUAUGAGGAGCGGGAUGCAUGGGUCCAAGCCAUCCAGAGCCAGAUCCUGGCCAGCCUGCAGUCAUGCGAGAGCAGUAAAAGCAACUCCCAGCUGACCAGCCAGAGUGAGGCCAUGGCCCUGCAGUCAAUCCAAAACAUGCGUGGGAACUCCCACUGUGUGGACUGUGAGACCCAGAAUCCUAAGUGGGCCAGUUUGAACUUGGGAGUCCUCAUGUGUAUUGAAUGCUCAGGAAUCCACCGCAGUCUUGGCACCUGCCUUUCCCGUGUGCGAUCUCUGGAGCUGGAUGACUGGCCAGUUGAGCUCAGGAAGGUUAUGUCAUCUAUUGGCAAUGACCUAGCCAACAGCAUCUGGGAAGGGAGCAGCCAGGGGCGGACAAAACCCUCAGUAAAGUCCACGAGGGAAGAGAAGGAACGGUGGAUCCGUUCCAAAUAUGAGGAGAAGCUCUUUCUGGCCCCACUACCCUGCACUGAUCUGUCCCUGGGCCAGCACCUGCUGCGGGCCACCGCUGAUGAGGACCUGCAGACAGCCAUCCUGCUGCUGGCACAUGGCUCCCGUGAGGAGGUGAACGAGACCUGUGGGGAGGGAGAUGGCUGCACGGCGCUCCAUCUGGCCUGCCGCAAGGGGAAUGUGGUCCUGGCGCAGCUCCUGAUUUGGUACGGGGUGGACGUCAUGGCCCGAGAUGCCCACGGGAACACAGCGCUGACCUACGCCCGGCAGGCCUCCAGCCAGGAGUGCAUCAACGUGCUUCUGCAGUACGGCUGCCCCGACGAGUGCGUGUAGUAUCUGUUUUAUUUGACUGCAGUCUCCUUGGUGCAAAAACAAAAUGGGAAAAAUAAGGAUAACUCAGAAUUUCAAAAGGAAAUCACAAAUUCAGCUAGUAAUAGCAUUUUCAGUACUUUUCGUAAACUAAGUAAAUACACAAAAUGUUGAUUUUUCUGACCAUAAGACAUAUUUUAUGUCCUUUUGCCAAGGUGGAUGUGUUAGUCUCAGGCCCUCCUGGCCACAUUGCCCAAGUCACACAGGCUUCUGUAUUAUGUAUUUAGAUAAAAUGUGUGAAAAUAUAUUUGAAAAAAAGUUCAUAAAUAUGCAUUGAUUUUUGUACA